Molecule: messenger RNA, 1221 nt
Organism: Peronospora matthiolae
Lineage: Eukaryota; Oomycota; Peronosporomycetes; Peronosporales; Peronosporaceae
Source: the annotation of a GenBank genome assembly
AUGCUCCUCGAGACGCUCCGUCGGCAGCAGCGCUCGCUGUCGCUCAUGACGUUCAAUCUACUGGCGCCCUGUUACUUCCGCCACGGCGGACGCCUCGAGAGCGACGACCAGACGGCUUUUCUAUCCCGCGCGCAGGCCGCGAUCCGCGCGAUCCAGCGCGAACAGUGCGACGUCGUGUGUCUCCAGGAGUUCUGGUUCAAUCGCGAGUACCAGCGCGCGUUCCGGGGCGCGUUCCAGGCGACGCAUUACCUUCACACGGCCAAGCGGCCGAAUGACAAGGAGGACGGACUCGCUGUGUUUGUGGACAAGCGCAAGUUUGAGCUCCACUAUGUGGAAAACGUGGACCUGGUGGGCGAAGCCGGAGACCGCGUGGCGCUGCUCAUGCACGUGGCGACCAAGUGGAACCGCGCGAGCGUGGGACUCCCGCAGCGCUCGUUUAUUGUGGUGAACUCCCACCUGACGUUCCCGCACAGUCACGUGUACGCGAGUCUCCGGCUCAAUCAGAUUGACCGCGUGCUUGCUGCAGUGCGCAAGUACGUUGCCCGGGAGGAGCUCCAUGAUGUGCCGGUGCUUCUUUGCGGCGACUUUAAUGACUAUGAUGAUCCAGUGUAUCGACUCGUGACGAAGCACGGAUUCGUGAGCAUGUUUGCUCAUCGACACGGGCGAGAAGCUAGGAUCACGCACUGUAAUCACAAUAACAGGGAAGUCGGGGUCGACUUUAUCUUUGGCGCGAGACUCCAGAGUCCUUCAGCGGGAAUCGCAGCUGCUGCGGGGAUACCGAUGAAUGGAGAAGGUAGUGGCACUGGUGCUACAUCAGCGUUGCUGCGGCAGGCAGCACUGACGCUGAGUGACGAUGACGAGCGUGAAAGAGAUGAGGUGAGACUGCAGCUGCAGCCCGUGGAUUGUCAUCUCGUGCCAAGGCGACUACCGGAUGUGGUACGGCUAAAGCGGCCGCAGUUUGGCCACGACUGGCAACAUGUGCAGUCUCCGGAGCUGCUAAGAGACGAAGAGCAGCUUGUGGACUACUGGCGGCUCGUGUCGGACCACCGGCCGCUAGUAGCAACGUUUGAAAUGAUGCACACAGAGAGGAGUAGCCAUGGCAAUAGCGAAGACAUGAAGGUUCUGUCGUUUGAGCGUGUGCGAGCGUCGACAGCCGAGAUGAAAGCGGGAGUAGCGCAUACCAUGCCGAUGGACCUAGCGACGGACGGCCUUACCCCGUAA